Messenger RNA from Pangasianodon hypophthalmus (striped catfish), 2642 nucleotides. It is a transcript of the gene hspa5, whose product is annotated as heat shock protein 5. Gene Ontology annotation, molecular function: misfolded protein binding; ATP binding; ATP hydrolysis activity. The coding region runs from base 202 to 2160 and encodes 652 amino acids. Gene Ontology annotation, biological process: endoplasmic reticulum unfolded protein response; protein refolding; cellular response to unfolded protein. Gene Ontology annotation, cellular component: cytoplasm; endoplasmic reticulum chaperone complex; membrane. The transcript is spliced from 9 exons. Lineage: Eukaryota; Metazoa; Chordata; Actinopteri; Siluriformes; Pangasiidae. The record is from RefSeq and is a predicted model, not a curated record.
CCCGUUUCAUUUUACACAGCGACACGAAGAGAAGAAAAAGAGUGAGUGUAUGUGAGUGUAUAAAAAGAGACAGAACCAGCGUGAGAGAGACAGACAGAGCGGUAUUAACGGAUUCUUUAUAACGCCGUGCGGCUUCUCAUUGCUUCAGUUUCAUCUUCUACAAUAUUUACGAGUGAAGUCAGAUCGGAUACUGAUACCAACAUGAGAUUGCUGGGGCUGUUCCUGCUGGUGGUCGGCUGUGUGUACGCCGACGAUGACGACAGGAAGGAAAAUGUCGGCACUGUAGUGGGCAUCGACCUUGGCACCACGUACUCCUGCGUUGGAGUGUUCAAGAACGGCCGUGUUGAGAUCAUCGCCAAUGACCAGGGUAACCGCAUCACUCCAUCCUACGUGGCCUUCACCAGAGAGGGUGAGCGUCUGAUUGGAGACGCCGCCAAGAACCAGCUCACCUCCAACCCCGAAAACACGGUCUUCGACGCCAAGAGGCUGAUCGGUCGUACAUGGAGCGACUCCUCUGUUCAACAGGACAUCAGAUAUCUGCCUUUCAAGGUUAUUGAGAAGAAGACCAAGCCCCAUAUUCAGGUCGAGGUUGGAGCUGGUCAGUUGAAGACCUUCGCUCCUGAGGAGAUCUCAGCCAUGGUGCUUACUAAGAUGAAGGAAACUGCAGAGGCUUACCUGGGAAAGACGGUUACACAUGCUGUGGUCACCGUCCCUGCCUACUUCAAUGAUGCUCAGCGCCAGGCCACCAAGGAUGCCGGUACUAUCGCUGGUCUGAACGUCAUGAGAAUCAUCAAUGAGCCAACUGCCGCUGCCAUCGCCUACGGUCUGGACAAGAAGGACGGUGAGAAGAACAUCCUGGUAUUUGAUCUCGGUGGCGGUACCUUCGACGUGUCCCUGCUGACCAUCGAUAACGGAGUCUUCGAAGUGGUGGCUACCAACGGAGACACUCACCUCGGCGGUGAAGACUUUGACCAGCGCGUCAUGGAUCACUUCAUCAAGCUGUACAAGAAGAAGACCGGAAAGGACGUGCGCAAGGACAGUCGCGCUGUACAGAAGCUGCGCCGUGAGGUCGAGAAGGCCAAGAGAGCCCUGUCCUCUCAGCACCAGGCCCGCAUCGAGAUCGAGUCCUUCUUCGAGGGUGAGGACUUCUCUGAGACCCUGACUCGUGCCAAGUUUGAGGAGCUCAACAUGGAUCUGUUCCGCUCCACCAUGAAACCCGUGCAGAAAGUCCUGGAAGACGCUGACCUGAAGAAGUCUGACAUCCAUGAGAUUGUCCUUGUGGGCGGCUCCACCCGUAUCCCCAAGAUCCAGCAGCUGGUGAAGGAGUUCUUCAAUGGCAAAGAGCCAUCCAGAGGCAUCAACCCUGACGAGGCUGUGGCUUACGGAGCUGCUGUGCAGGCUGGAGUGCUGUCUGGAGAGGAAGAUACAGGAAACAUUGUGCUUUUGGACGUGUGCCCUCUGACUCUUGGUAUUGAGACUGUUGGAGGUGUGAUGACAAAACUCAUCCCUAGGAAUACUGUCGUGCCCACCAAGAAGUCUCAGAUCUUCUCUACAGCUUCUGACAACCAGCCAACUGUCACCAUCAAAGUUUAUGAAGGUGAGCGUCCUCUGACCAAAGACAACCACCUCCUGGGCACCUUUGACCUAACAGGCAUCCCUCCAGCACCCCGUGGUGUUCCUCAGAUCGAAGUCACGUUUGAAAUCGAUGUCAACGGCAUCCUAAGGGUCACAGCUGAAGAUAAGGGCACGGGCAACAAGAACAAGAUCACCAUCACCAACGACCAGAACCGGUUGACACCUGAAGACAUCGAGCGCAUGGUGAACGACGCCGAACGCUUCGCCGAUGAAGACAAGAAGCUGAAAGAGCGCAUCGACGCCCGCAACGAGCUCGAGAGCUACGCCUACUCGCUCAAGAACCAGGUGGGAGACAAGGAGAAGUUGGGAGGUAAGCUGUCCCCUGACGACAAGGAGACCAUUGAAAAAGCUGUGGAGGAAAAGAUCGAGUGGCUCGAGUCCCACCAGGACGCCGACCUUGAAGACUUCCAGGCCAAGAAGAAGGAGCUGGAAGAAGUUGUCCAGCCGAUCAUCAGCAAGCUGUACGGUAGCGCAGGCGGUCCACCACCAGAAGAGGGCGGCGAUGACGAGAAGGACGAGUUGUAGGUUGCUGCGUGAUUCCAUUUUGAAGCUGUUUUUUUUUUUUUUUUUUUUUCUCUUUUCCCUUUUGGCCCUCCUGAUAUGCCCUUGCCCUCUCUGGAUAAAAAAAGGGGACAGAUGUACAUAGUUGCUGGAUUUGAUGGACAAUUGUGAGGGAAGGUAUAAAGGGGUGGGGCAACCAUAAAACCACGAUUUACUUCUGGAAAAGACUUGGAGCAUUUAGAGAGCGUGAGAUGUUGCUCUUCACCGAGGUGGAGAUUUAGUCAGCCUGGACUGAGGCUUGCUGCUGUUCUCAGGCAGUUGGAGAGGAGUUCUGUGGAUUAGGGUGUGAUUUGGGGUGGGGGGUGGGCGGGGUUAGACUUUAGUGGGUGUGUUGGGUCUUGGGCAAACAUCAUUGUUCACAAACUCAAGUUAUUUAUUUAAAUCUGGCAAAUGUAGAGUACGUUUCUACUGCAACCUCAUGGGAAUAAACGUUUGAUACAAAACUA